Eurytemora carolleeae is the source of this 2572-nucleotide messenger RNA. RefSeq names its product NGFI-A-binding protein homolog (gene nab). Gene Ontology annotation, molecular function: transcription factor binding; transcription coregulator activity. The transcript is spliced from 13 exons. Gene Ontology annotation, biological process: negative regulation of DNA-templated transcription. Bases 439 to 1974 code for a protein of 511 amino acids. NCBI's taxonomy places the organism in Eukaryota, Metazoa, Arthropoda, Copepoda, Calanoida, Temoridae. Gene Ontology annotation, cellular component: nucleus. The record is from RefSeq and is a predicted model, not a curated record.
UAUUAUUUUUAUAUUUAAUAUGACAUCAUAUUGUAUCUUUCUUAUCGACAUUUUCUUCUCUAAAAAAGUACACAGAGACCAAAUCUUAAAAAUGGAAAGAAGUAGUUGAACUACGUAGACUUAAUUGAACCACUUCUUUUAUGCGACCAGCUCAAGUUGAAUAGAAGUGUUACAGAUAAACAAAUAGAAAAUCCUCAGCGGGAUUCAUAUUUUAAAAAAAGCAAGGACAACAAUAAUUCGGGUUUUUAUCAAUUUAGAUUUAAGAUUUCAGAAACCUAGACCAGGAUGCAGAUAAGGAAAGGAUCUGAUGAAACUUUUAUAAUCCAUCAAAAUUUCCCAAUAAGAAAAAUGGAGAGAGCCUGCCAGUGUACCUGACCUAGUAGAAUACUAAAGUUAAAGUGAUAUUUUGUGAAUUGUUAAACCCUAGAUGCCGUGUAUAUGAGUGCCCAUCCAUAUAGCGGAGGGGGGCAUCUUCAGAAUGGAAGAUCCUUCAGCCCCCCUGUCCGGCCUCAAUAUAGUUCAAGUGGGGGCAGUGCUCCGCCCUCCCUGCCAGAUAGGUUUAAUAUCUCCCCCUCCCCCUCACAAGGUCGACUUAGCCUACCGCCUGAUAUGAGGGGGGUGAAUAGCCCCCCCUCAAACUUCGGAAGGGUCCCUUGCACCCCGCCUAAGCGGGGAAGGACACCCCCACCCCAAGCACACGGUCAGGGGCGUGUCCAAAGAUCUCCGCCCCCAGCAAGUUAUAAAAGAGAAGGAGGAGGAGAAAAGAAGAAUAUUUUGUCCAGAAACAUAAAUGGAACAUUUGUGAUGACGACCCAACCAUCAAAUGAGAGUGAACUGCAGCUGUACAGAGUACUGCAGAGAGCUAAUCUACUUCACUACUACGAUACUUUCAUAUCACAAGGCGGUGACGAUGUUCAACAGCUUUGUGAAGCAGGGGAGGAGGAAUUCUUAGAAAUUAUGGCUCUGGUUGGAAUGGCAAGCAAACCGUUGCAUGUUCGCCGAUUGCAAAAAGCUCUCCAAGAAUGGGUCCAAAAUCCAGCUAAAAUGGCUCUCCUAUUGCAGACUCUAAAAUUUCAGUUUGUAAUGGGAAUGUCGGAAGAGGAUAAUAGAAAAAUGGAUGAAAUCCGCAAAUUUUCUGCAAUUUACGGUCGAUUUGACUGCAAGCGGAAACCGGAAAAACCACUAACUUUGCAUGAGGUGUCUGUGAAUGAGGCAGCAGCCCAGAUUUGUCGUCUUGUCCCUGCCAUGUUGACCCGUCGUGACGAGCUGUUCCCGCUAGCCAGGCAGGUCGUCAGGGACUCAGGAUACCAGUACAGCAAGGGGCAUUCCAGGUCAACGUUUACGCUAUCUGGAAAGCUAUUUGGUGAAGACGGGUUGGGUCCUUUUAAAAGAAUGCGCUACGCUGAAGACAGUGAAAUCACACAAAGACGACGGGAAAGGUUAGAUCAGAUCUGCGAGGAGUCCCGUCUUAUCUCUGAACGCGUUGAAGAGCUCCGAACUGCUGGGGGACAGAUUCGAGGUCAGGGGGCUGAUCUUCAUCAGAUUCAGCAGAUCACACAGCAGCUGGAGCUCCUACAGUCAAAGCAGCAACAGCUUCUACAGGAGAGAGAUGAACAUCAGAGAUGUAUUAGGUAUAGUUCCCGAGUGUCAACGUGUAGUGACCCUGAACGCGGAGAUACGGACGACGAGAACUCACAAAGGUCGUAUUCCAACGCUAGUUCUCCUUCCGCAUCCCUCCAGGCACCGCCUAAUUACGUUUUGUCAGCGAGUGGAGGACAGAUUAUUGCUGUCCAGAAUCCAGCCCUUUCUCUUUCCGGAGCUUUUGGUGGGCGUGGAAGCCCACCCAUCUCUGUCCAAGCCGGUCAUCUAUCAGGGGGCCUACGUAACCGAAGUACCCCGCCCCACUCCGCCUCACCCAGCAUGAAGCAGGAACCAAGUUCUCCGCCCCCCUAUCCACCAUCUAGCAAGGAAUAGACCACAUCUACUUCCAGCACAGGAUUAGAUCUCGAAAACAGCCCCUCCCUCCCCCUCCCCGAUUAAUUUAAUUUAGUAAAAUUCAUAUCUUUCUCGAUGAUAUCAAACUAAACCUUAAAGGUGUAAAAUUUAAGUGUACAAUUGCUGUGACAUUUUGGCUUCUUGGAACCACAAAAUAAUUCUUAAAAGAGCUUCAUUCUCCUGAGUCGGCCAUUCCAAGUGAUAAAAGUAGAACAUUUUUGGCAUUGAAAGCUGCUCAGCAGCUUUCAAUGCCACUUUAAAGGCCUAAAAAGGCCCCAAAAAAUUGUUUUUGUAUCGAUAGCUUAGAUUUAACAUACAGCUAGGUCUAAAAAAGGGAUGCCUUAUUAAUAAUUAAUUUAAUUGCGCUCUUUGGUGCACAUGUUUACAAAUCUUUAAUUGUUUUUCUACGAUAUGUUUGUGUAACAUGAUGUGAUCUCUAAAAUAACUUUUAUUUAUCUCUCUUCAAAAGAUGUUUUCUAACGUGUCGGCUUCUAAAUUUUCCCAGUGAAGAAAAACAAGUAUCCAAGUUUUUAAUUCUCUUCCUUAAAUGUUUUUUUUUUCGUUUAGAUUUAAUCGA